GCGGAAGCCGCAGAGCCCGCCCGGCUCCGGCCUCCCGGGGCUCCGGUGCCGCUCUCUCGGCAGCGCCUUCGCCGUCCUCCCGCCGGACGAGGACUAGAACCACAUUUCUACUGGCUGAGCUUCAAAGAAUGUACCUGGAGGAAUAGCACCUGGGGUUUGUGAAUUUCUAUUUCUUUUAGUAACUCUAUGGUAAAAACACUGUAGUUUGAAUGUACAGGUUUAUUAAGCUGACAUGAGCUUUGAAAAACAGUAUAAUCUGAAGAAAUCCAGAUGCUUAGUUUCUCCUGUAGAUUCUUGAAGAAAAGCAGGUGUUAAAAUUUCAAGAAAUGCUGUGACAAAUUUGAAGAACAACACUCACAGAAACGUUUGUUGUGUGAAAAUUUUUAAAACUAGAAUGGCCUUGAAAAAGACACCUAAACUAUUUAAGACAUUUUUUCACUGGAAACUUUGGAAAUUUAGCAUUAUUGUGUUUGUCUUUCUGGUAUUUUUAUUUUUAUUACAAAGAGAAGUGGGUGUUCAAGAUUUUAAGGAUGAAGCAGGGAUUGAGCCAGUUGUUGGAAAGAAAAGUCAUGUAUUAGGUCUUGUGUUAAAUGCUAUGAACAAUAUCAAAGGUGCAAAACCAAAAAUGCAGAUAAAAGCACCCAUUAGGCAAACUAAGAUUCCUGGAGAGAGACACUGUUUGCCAGGGCACUAUACUCCAGUGGAACUGAAACCCUUUCUAGAUCGGCCGCUUCAAGAUCCUAAUGCUCCUGGAGCUUCUGGUAAAGCAUUUAAAACCAUCAACUUAAAUUCAGAAGAACAGAAAGAAAAACAGGUUGGAGAAGAGAAACACUGUUUUAAUGCAUUUGCAAGUGAUAGGAUUUCUUUACACCGAGAUCUUGGACCAGACACUCGACCUCCUGAAUGUAUUGAACAAAAAUUUAAGCGUUGCCCGCCAUUACCAACCACAAGCAUUAUCAUCGUUUUCCAUAAUGAAGCGUGGUCAACUCUGCUCAGAACCGUCCACAGUGUGAUGUAUACAUCUCCUGCCAUACUGCUGAAGGAGAUUAUUUUGGUGGACGACGCCAGUGUAGAUGAAUACCUGCAUGAUAAACUAGAUGAAUAUGUGAAACAGUUUCAAAUAGUUAAAGUAGUCCGUCAGAAGGAAAGAAAAGGUCUGAUCACUGCACGGUUGUUGGGAGCUUCAGUAGCAACAGGAGAGACCCUUACCUUCCUGGAUGCUCAUUGCGAAUGCUUUUAUGGCUGGUUAGAGCCAUUAUUGGCAAGAAUAGCUGAGAAUCCUGUUGCUGUUGUAAGCCCUGACAUUGCUUCUAUCGAUCUCAAUACAUUUGAAUUCAGUAAACCAUCUCCUUAUGUGCAUAGCCAUAACAGAGGAAAUUUUGAUUGGAGUUUGUCAUUUGGAUGGGAGUCUCUUCCUAAACAUGAGAAUAAAAGAAGAAAGGAUGAAACCUAUCCAAUUAGAACACCUACUUUUGCUGGAGGUCUCUUUUCAAUAUCAAAAGCCUACUUUGAACACAUUGGAAGCUAUGAUGAAGAAAUGGAAAUAUGGGGAGGUGAAAAUAUAGAAAUGUCUUUCAGAGUAUGGCAAUGUGGUGGACAGUUGGAGAUCAUGCCUUGCUCUGUUGUUGGCCAUGUCUUUCGCAGCAAGAGUCCCCAUACUUUCCCAAAAGGUACUCAGGUGAUCACACGUAAUCAAGUUCGCCUUGCGGAAGUGUGGAUGGAUGAAUAUAAAGAAAUAUUUUACCGAAGGAACACAGAGGCAGCAAAAAUUGUGAAACAAAAAACAUUUGGAGACAUAUCAAAAAGACUUGAUUUAAGGCAGCGCCUGCAGUGUAAAAAUUUUACUUGGUACCUCAGUAAUGUUUAUCCAGAAGCAUAUGUGCCUGACCUGAAUCCUUUGUUUUCUGGAUAUUUAAAAAAUAUAGGUAACCGCAUGUGUCUGGAUGUUGGUGAAAAUAACCAUGGUGGCAAACCAUUGAUUAUGUAUUCUUGUCAUGGACUUGGAGGAAACCAGUACUUUGAAUAUUCUGCACACCAUGAAAUCCGCCAUAACAUUCAGAAGGAGCUUUGUCUGCAUGCUUCCAAGGGACCUGUGCAGCUUCGCGAGUGCACCUACAAAGGCCAGAAAACCUUCGCUGUUGGAGAGGAGCAGUGGCUGCACCAGAAGGAUCAAACCCUGUACAAUGAAGCACUACAUAUGUGCCUUACAGGAAAUGGAGAGCAUCCGAGCUUGGCAUCCUGUAAUCCCUCAGACCCUUUCCAGAAGUGGAUCUUUGGCCAGAAUGAUUAAGAUUUGAUAUUAUAGGCCAGAAGCAUUUUAUUAAAAGAACCAUUCUGAGCUGUGAUUAUAUAUGUAAACUGGAUUGUUAUGUGAUAGUUUAAAUGCAAAAUGUUUGAACAGUUUAUUUUCCCUCUUAAAUUGGAUAUAAAAUGUGUCAUCAGAGAUUCCCUGGGAAUCUGUUAUACCAAAGAUAAUUGGGAUCCUGGUUAUAUUUUGUUUACAAUAUUUCUAUGAUGAGACUUUAUAUGUUGACCUCUGAUUUAUGGAUCCUAUUAGUUCUCUUUUAUCUUAGAGGCCAUAUGUGAGGGGGUUUUUGACAUAUUUUAAGUGCUUCUGAAGAAGAUUUAUUUUCUCUGUAGUGUUGUGAGAAAUUAUUGCCUACUCUCUAAAACCCGAUACACUUUAUAUGUAUGUUUUUAUGCUCAAAUGGCUGAUUUUUAAAAGAAUUUACUUUACUCAGUGAAACUUUCUCAAUAUUUUUACGUUCCUUCACUUGGAAAAUUAAAUAUUUGACUGUCAGGUCAAAGCCAAAUAGGACACCACAUUGUGCUCAGCUUCUAGGAAGUCAGUUUUUCGGUAGAAGAAAAAAUUCUUGCUAAAAUAUGUAUUUAUAAUUAUUUUAAUGUAAAAUCUGCUUAUUUUGAUACUAAUAUUUUGUUUAGCCAAAACUUCCUGUAUAGUUUUUUUUUUUAUAUUUCAUGGACUUAAAAAUUUAUUAUCAAGAUGUAUUGUAGUAGGCUUCCGAGAUGCUUAACAUUCACACAUUUUUCCAGCAAUCUGUUCAUUACUGCUUUUAAAUUACAUGUUAUCUACUAAACUUCUGCUCCUACCUUCUAGUAAUUUAUGCAAUAUUUACCUCACAGGUUUCUAAUGCUAUCCAUAUGUUAUUUCUUGUGCCAACACUUGCAUAUUAAUAUUUUUUUCUUGUUUCUGUUUCCCCUUUUACAAAGGACUAAUCUCAGAUUUAUCGGUCUGAGUGAAACCUUGGCCUAACUAUUUUGCUAAUUAUAGAAAAUAAUAUAGCAUAAUAAAAUAUAAUCAAUUUUUAAAAAUUUUUAAAGACAAAAGUAUUUGGCUGUAUGAUCAAAUUUAAAGCUGAGAAUGAACUUGAAGGGGUGGGUAUUAAAGGCUGAAUAGGACAAAAAAUACACUACUAAUAAAUCUGGGUUUUUUUCUAGUAAUUAAGUAGUAUCAUUACAGAUAAAUGUUAACUUAUGUCUGGUGGGUGAGUGGAUGAUGAUGUGAGGGGUUUUUUUACUUCUGUGGUGGGGACGGAGCCUGUCCAUAAUUUAAUGGUACCUGGCUGAUGAGUUCAGUUUCUGAAUACAAGCAAGAGAAGUUCCUUUCAGUACUUGUGAGUCAACUGAAAGACAAAAAGUGUAUAAGCAAGGACCAGUGAUAAUUUGCCAGAAGCUUUAAGUCUAAUUUGUUUGUCUCAGCUUUCGUAAGGCUUUUGGAGACAGCUGUGAGAAUAUCCCAUGAAGUUAAAGCUGUAUAACUUAAAAUAAUUUGACAGAGAGUGAACAGAAAUUGUUGAAGAGACUGUACCAGGAAGUGUUACUUAUCCACUGAAACUGGAAGGUUGUGUAGAAAGAUCUGUCUGUAUCCUCUGAUCAAUGUUUUAAUUUGGUAAUGGAAUACAAAGUGUUAUUACUUUUGCAGAUCAAGCCAAUAUUGGAAGGCCAAUAUGUGCACUUGAUAAAAUGGGGGAGUUGAGGAAAAACAGAAUGCAGGUCAAUGAGAAAACUGUUGAACAAUAUGAAUAGAGGAUGGGAGAUUACACAAGAGAGCAGCUGUGUUGUGUUGAACCUUGGGUAUGGAAUGGAAACUGUCCAAGGAACCUGUUCUAGAAGACAAGGUAUUUAGCAUACCAGUUUAAAAGUACUUGUUCUUUUAGUUCUCAGUUCAUAUUAUACAGAAAAUGCAUUACUUUUAAUAUCACUGAAGGAUAAUUUCUUCAUGCAACCUGUUUCUCUUACAAGCUUUUCAGAUUGGGAUUUGCACAUACAAGUUAUUUAUCUACUCAUUAUCAGUUGGGAUUUUGCCAUUUUAGGAUUUUUUUUAAGACCUAAUAUUUUAAACCAGGGUAGAAUUUAAAUUGCAAGGAAAUGAGUGUUCUGUUGAACUUGGAGGUAAGAACCUUUUCCUAAGUUAUGCUAGAGAAGCUCCACUUUGUAUUUUUUUGGUGUUUUGCAGAUACAGCAAUAUAUGUAGUUGUUUUUUGCAGAGAUUAGAAGUUCACCUCAUUAUUAUAUUUUGUCUUUAGUUCUAGAUAUAGAAAGGGAAAAUAAUUCUAUGAUUUUAACAUGGUCUUUUAGGAUUUUCCUUUCAUUUAUUGGGACUCCUUUUCUGGCCUAACAUAGGUCACUAGUACAAAAUAUGUAUUAUACAUAGUAUUUUUUUAAAGUAUGUUAACCAUUAUAGUUCCUCUAACUGUGACAUUUUAGUCUGUAUUUUGCAGUACCUAGUAUAGCAGUUCAGUCUUACACCCUUCUACCUGCCAGAAAAGAGGGAGACGGAUCUAUAAAUAGAGGAAAAUUUUAAGUGACUUUUUUUGUUCCAUUCUGUGUGAAGAUCCAAAAUUAACUUUUAGGUCACACUGACUAUUGCACUUCCAAAUACUCAUGUGUAUGUGUAUAUAUAUGUGUGUGUGUGUACACAUAUACAGGCAUCACAUAAUACUAGGAGAGCAAUAAGAGAUCUGUAAAUAUGACUAGAGGUUUAAUAAGUUGGAUUUAUGGUUUUUUUAAAGCUAAUAAAAAAGCAGCAGCAUCUUCUGGCUGUUGAUAAUGUUCUCUUGAAAGCAGCUAAUAAUUUCUAGUAGUUAGAAAGGCUUGGUGAAAAUCAGUUUAUUGCAGAGGGGUUCUCUGGCUCUUUUACAUAAUUUUUUUUUUUUUUAAGUUCAAGUCUCUUUCAGUAACAUUAUAAUGCCCUUUUCUGCUCCUAUGAAGGGGACAAAGGUAAAUAGUGUUUCAUACACAGCAUGUAAAAAUUCGUACCUCAAUCAGAUGGCUGUAUAAACUACUGAAGGUUACUAGAACAGCUGGCAUCAGUGUUAGCCUCUCUCUCACCGUGCUCUCUUACACAUCCAGGGAAUAAUCACAAGUGCUGAGGAAGGCUUGACUUCAGGCCAGUUCAGCAACGCUCCCAGCAGGAUGAAGCAUGUCCUAAACCUUUAGGGACAUUAGGGCCUGUGGCUCUGGGUAGUACUGCCUGUGAGCAAGAGGUUGCUUGUGGCUCCUCCUGGUUAUGGCACCAUUCACUGCAGUGGGAAUUUGCCAGCCCACCACACCUGAGGAUUGGGAGUAAUUGCUGCCUUACUCUAGGGCAACUACAGAACAACGUGAAUACUAUUAACAGAUCAAUUUACAAGUGAACCUUAAGAGUUAAAUCUUCCUACUUCUGAAUGGGCAUCCUGGGAUUUUGAAUUGGAACCACUGGUGAAAGUUGUUUUACAUUUUUUUGUAUCAGUAUGGUUUAACAAGCCCUGGAGCAGCCCUUUUAGCCACAGUUGAUAGCAAUGCCAAAAGCAGUCUGAUAGCAAAUACGGGACUCCCAACACACAACCAAGUGAUACCACACUUCCUACGAGAACUUGAAAUCUAGAGAACAUCUCAUCUUUAUCAGUUUUUUAAAAUACAAACAAUUUAGCUAUACGUCCUCAUAUAAGCAAAAUUAAGAACGACUUUUUGUAAAUGUGCAUCUCAGUUUGAGUAAAUAUCAGAAUUAAAAGGAAGUAGAGAUUGUGCUGUGACUGUUAAUUAUUUUCUUAAUGAAGCUAUGUUGAUCAUCAGUUUUCAAAAUAAGCAGUUGUUCUGAAAUUUAGCAGUAGUCUUUGAAUGUUGCCAUUGAAAUAAUCUGAUGCAUAAAAUUACUGCAAAUUGUCCACCAGAGAGAGCUGUUGCAAAAUUUUAUUCCAACAGCUGUUGAAGACAAUUGUUUCAUUACCUUAUUAUGAAAAUCAUAGGCACAGAUGAAUCAGGUACAGUAUUUUCCUGGCCAAAGAAAACCGUAGGCAGUAGUAUCAUUAAAGGGCAAAUGGAUAUACCUAAGAAGACAUUUCUGUUUAUUUAAUUUAAUUGGCAUACAAAUAUUUAGAAACAAAAACACACACACAAAAAUUCCACACAAACUGCUUCUCCUUAUGAUAUCAGACAAUCAGGAACAGGAGAAAUUCUUGGAAUUUCACAGAGUGCCUUUGGAGACUCUGCAGGUGUCAGGGAGGAGGUGCAGUACUAAUUCUGGCUCUCUUAGCUAAGAGAGGCUCUAGUGCCUGCAUGGCAGAAAUGAGACACACAAUGCACUGGCAGCCAGGAUGUAACGUAGAAACCUGGUUUACUUCAUUGCAAACAAAUGGACAAUAUAUAUUGUACAAUAUAUAAUAAAAAUACAGCUGAUACAAGUGCCACUAAUUAACAAAAAAACUAAUGUUAAGACUUAAAAAUGCUCAUUUUUUAAUAUAUAUACACUGCAGUAAUAAGCCACAAUAAAUACAUCAAAUUUCAUAUCAUUCAUAAUAAAUACCGAAAAUAUAAAUACGGAAGAAUACAGUUAAUUUGAAUAAAUUAUUACAACAUAAGAUCUAGGUUAAGUUCUGUUGAAUAUUAUUGUAGCUUAUAUUACCCUUUGGCAUCUUUGAUGUUACAACUUGUUUAAAAAAAGAAAUAAAGGAAAUGUGUAGUUCAUGAAGCUUAAAAUUAUUUCCAUAUACAGAUUUUAAGAUGAACUUUCCCUUUGCUUCUUCAAACAGUUUAAAAGCAGCAGUCCAAUUAAAUAUCUUGCUUAACUGUUGAGACCUCCAUAAUUUUAGUAUGCAAGAUCAUCUGUAAUGGAAAAUGUUAAGUAUGUAACAUAAUUAUUUUUCUCAGAAAUUAGUAACAUUAGAAGUAAUGUACAAAUUUUAAAUGAAUGGCUGCAAUUACACAUUUUUACUACUCCCAGUUGAAUGGAUUACCUGUCUGAAAGACCAUCAACUUAAGUGCUUCUGAGUUUAUGCCAUGGUAUACUAUUUACCACUUGCCAAAACAAAUUUCAAAAGAAAUUUUAUAUUCUUGUGGGGAUAUCUAGAUAUAUGUAUGUAUACAGAGAGAGAUGGACCUGCUAAAAGACAGGGUUGGACUAGACAGUGUGAAUGUUAAUACAGUCUGUUAAUACAAAACACUUUAAA
This is a messenger RNA of Parus major (Great Tit), 7448 nucleotides long. It is a transcript of the gene GALNT3, whose product is annotated as polypeptide N-acetylgalactosaminyltransferase 3. Gene Ontology annotation, cellular component: Golgi apparatus. The record is from RefSeq and is a predicted model, not a curated record. The transcript has 13 exons. Lineage: Eukaryota; Metazoa; Chordata; Aves; Passeriformes; Paridae. Bases 395 to 2290 code for a protein of 631 amino acids.